UGUUGGAAGGACAGAAUGCCCAGUUAAACCAUAACACCACACAAAACCACCUUUACCCUGAUUAGCUACGUAAGAUUGUGACAGCGAAUCUCUUACAAAAAUCAGGUGUUCAUUUGAAGAGGAGAACCAAUGGAGGAGAUGGAUGUAGAUCUACAGCUGGGAGGCACAGAGGUAGUGGUUGGUCAGGACGGGGCUGAUUCCCCCAUAGUCAUCCCUGACUCUGUGAGCAGCACUGAUGUGGAGGAGGAUGAGGAGCUGGAUACACAGCGUCGUGAUCCACCACAACUCCUGAUGAGUGCCUGGGCUUUCAGCCAGAGGGUGGAAGUUGGGCCCAGGACCACACCUGUCCCCCCAGCACCUCGGAUAAGGAGGAGACGGAAUGCAAGGUCUGGUCCUCGCCACCACUCUUCCACCCAGCCUCCCCUGUCUCAUAACAGACCGCUGGACUUUCUGCUGCGUGUGCCAGCGGCCAGCACUGUGGAGCCUGGCUCUGGCAGCACCACUGAGGUGAGUGAGUCUGAAGAUGAUGCGGACACUGCAGCCCCAGGCAGCCCUCUCAUCCCUCCUGCUCCCUCUGACACCAGUCCGGAUACUCCAGUGGUCCCCACACCACUCCACAACCCUUCUGCUUCAGAUGCCGAUGUUGCCGUGGAGACGGAGAGGCUAGCACCUGCAGCUGAACAACAGACAGAGAAGUGUUGGUCAGCUCCAGCAGCUCCCAGUGUCCCAAAAGCUCCCCCUGCUGGCGAAGAGGAGGGUGAAGAUGGCGAAGGGGAGACCUGCUCCAUUUGCUUUGAGCCCUGGACCACUGCUGGGGAACACCGGCUGGCCACGCUGCGCUGUGGACAUCUCUUUGGCUUCACCUGCAUUGACCGCUGGCUACGGGGGCAGGGUGCCAAGUGCCCACAGUGCAACAAGAAGGCCAAGCGCACAGACAUCGUCAUGCUGUAUGCGCGUAAGCUGCGGGCCCUGGACAACAGUGAGCAGGAGAGCAUGAAGAGGUCACUGGAGCAGGAGCAGACACUGCGCAGGAAAGCAGAGUUGGAGUCUGCACAGUGUCGGCUGCAGUUGCAGGUGCUGACGGACGAGUGCGGGAAACUGCGCAGACAGUUACAGGAGCUAAAGGCACUGAUGGCCCAGUCAGGAUGUGGCCCCUCUCAGUCCUCUGGGGCCACCCUGUCACAGUCCCAGCGACAGGACACAGCUCAAGGGGGCCACUAUGUGUUUGCUAAAGCGGUGCUGGUUUCCCAGACGGGUGGAUGUAGGGUGCUGUCCUACUGCGAGCCUCUCAGCUGCCUGCUAGCCUCCCAGCCCUCACCACAGGCCACGCUUGUACCUGGUUGUGGGGUGAAGAAGAUAAGCACAGUGAAUCUGAAAGCCUGCCAGUACGUGCCCAUCCAUGCCAAACAGAUUCGUGGCCUGGCCUUCAGCAAGCAGGCAGACAGCCUUCUGCUCUCUGCAGCGCUGGACAACACUGUCAAACUCACCAGCUUGCUGACCAACACGGUGGUGCAAACAUACAACACUGGCCGGCCAGUGUGGAGCUGCUGCUGGUGCCUGGACAACAACAACUACAUCUAUGCUGGCCUGAGCAACGGCUCAGUUCUAGUGUACGACACCAGGGACACCAGCACGCACGUCCAGGAGCUUGUCCCGUUGGGAUCCAGGUGUCCAGUUGCGUCCCUGUCCUAUAUACCUCGAGCUGCCUCUAGCUCCUUCCCCUGCGGUGGCCUCAUCGCAGGCUCCUUGGAAGGUGGCUGCUUCUGGGAACACGUAGAUGAGACUUCAUACAGGCCUCAUGUCCUGCCACUGGAGACGGGGGGCUGCACAGAUAUCCAGGUGGAGCCAAACAGCCGCCACUGCCUGGUAACGUACAGGCCAGGCCGCUCCAACCCGUCCCUGCGCUGUGUUCUCAUGGAGCUGACCCGCGCCCCUCAGCAGGAUGGUGCCCAGCAGCCGGCCUGCUCCUGCUACCCUGUACAGACCUUCAGCGCCGGCUCCUCCUGCAAGCUGCUCACCAAGAAUGCAGUGUUCAGGAGUCCUGCUCGGGAGGACUCCACACUGGUUUGUGCUGGGGAUGAGGCCUCCAACUCCACCAUGGUGUGGGAUGUGGGCAGUGGGGCUUUGAUCCAGAAACUGCCGGCUGACCUCCCAGUGUUGGACAUCUGCCCCUUCGAGGUGAACCAGGGCAGCUACCUGGCCUCCUUGACAGAGAAGAUGCUGAAGAUAUAUAAGUGGGAAUGACUUGGUAUCUGAGAGAUUAGGGGAACACAGACUACAGGUUUGCAUCAGUGAUGCUGAGUGGUAUUACAACCCAGAGUUUCCAAUGGAGCUGGUGUUGUGAGCAUCAAAUUGUGAAAUUUGAGCCGGGCAAGGUUUUCAUCCCUCUGAAGAUUUGCGACAGCCUCUUCUCUAGCACUGAAAAACCAGUAUCAGGAAGAGCACCAUUCUAAACACAGUUGGAUUCACAGCAGCCAUGAACAAAAACAUAAACACACAAAGGUGGCACUGAUCUGAACAGCCUCUCUUGGCUACUAAUCUCAAACACAUGGAUUGAUAGUGACACCACAUGUUGCUGUAAUUUCCGGUGCUAACAAAAAAUACCUUAUAUGGGACGUACUCUGCUUUAGGAUGUGUGUGUGUGUGUUAGAAGCUGAUUUCAAAUCGCUGUUGAUAAAGCAGCUAUUCAGCUGUUACUAUUCUACAGUAUUUCCCAGAUUAGACUACAGAUAUGAAUGAGCAGAUGAAUUAUGGCAUGGCCUGGAAUCUGACUUGACUCAAGUGCUUUACAUCCAGAAUACUUUUGUACUUUUGUAUAUCUGUUUUAUUCACCACAGACCAGCUCAACGAGAUUUGCACUAGAUUGUCUUUAUGUUGCUUUUCAGAGGACUUGCAAGGUGAUAUAUUCUCUGAGGUGAAGCUUUGAUUUGAAAGAACAGCAUAGAGAAAAUCAAUGUUGAGUAUCAACAAUACACAGGCAUUGCAGAAUGAAAACAAAGCAUCUGAGAAAGCAGAACCUGGUUUCCCUAAGUAUGCAUAUGUCGUUGUCUACAUGUCUUUACUGCAACUGUAAAUGAAUGCAUAAAGCAGUGGCUGCUCUUCAAUCCCUUUGUUAUUCAGAACUGAGUCAGAACUGUCAAUAUCUCAUGAUUUCCUUGUCUGCAUCAUCAACUGAGUUACCUUUUUAGUCUGAAACAAUCCACCAAACAUUAACUAGAAACAAAUCUGCAACAGUUUGUAAUCUGUAACAAUAGGUCAUCUGGGCAAGUAGCAAGGAAAAAAUGUCUACAAAGAUUAUAUCC
This is a messenger RNA of Megalops cyprinoides (Indo-Pacific tarpon), 3302 nucleotides long. RefSeq names its product ring finger and WD repeat domain 3 (gene rfwd3). The coding region runs from base 130 to 2244 and encodes 704 amino acids. The transcript has 14 exons. The record is from RefSeq and is a predicted model, not a curated record. Lineage: Eukaryota; Metazoa; Chordata; Actinopteri; Elopiformes; Megalopidae. Gene Ontology annotation, cellular component: site of double-strand break; nucleus. Gene Ontology annotation, molecular function: protein binding; ubiquitin protein ligase activity. Gene Ontology annotation, biological process: double-strand break repair via homologous recombination; interstrand cross-link repair; protein ubiquitination.